This is a messenger RNA of Dujonia railenensis, 1059 nucleotides long. Lineage: Eukaryota; Fungi; Ascomycota; Pichiomycetes; Serinales; Debaryomycetaceae. The record is from the annotation of a GenBank genome assembly.
AUGGAUCGCUAUGAGAAUGCAUAUUUGGAGGAAGAUUUACCUCAGCAAAGUGGACAAAAUAUUGUAGAUGAGGAAGAACUUUUGGCAGCUCAGGCAGCUGCAGAAGCUGCGGCAGCCCAGCAACUGCAACAACCUGGUGGUGCGUUCAAUAACGUUGGACAAGGUCUUACUGGAAGGUAUAGGGAUAUGAUGAUGCAAUAUUGGCAAGAGACAAUUAAUUCUAUUGAGCACGACGAGCACGACUUCAAAAACCACCAACUCCCCUUGGCUAGAAUCAAGAAGGUAAUGAAGACCGAUGAAGAUGUGAGGAUGAUCAGUGCCGAAGCUCCAAUCUUGUUUGCCAAAGGUUGUGAUAUUUUUAUUACUGAACUUACGAUGAGAGCAUGGAUCCAUGCAGAGGAACAUAAAAGACGUACGCUACAGAAGUCCGACAUUGCUGCUGCCUUGACUAAAAGUGAUAUGUUUGACUUUUUAAUUGACGUGGUACCAAGGGAAGAAGAGAAACCCAAAAAGUCGUACUCGACGCAAGCUAGAACAACAACUUAUAUGCCACCUUCUGUGGGCGUCCCUGCACCAGGGGUUUCUGUUGGCGGAGGAGCUCCUGGCCCUACUCCAACCAGUGUACCCCACUACAAGAAUGCUCCAUCACCUAUCCCAGCGGGAGCUCCCAGAUUAACUAAUGGAAUAGAGAAGGAUCCUACAAACGAUCAGUUCCAGCAGCAGCAGCAACAAAACCUAUUACAACAGCACUUGCUUCAGCAGCAAAUGAUACACCAGCAACACCUCCAGCAACAGCAACAGCAGAAACAGAAUCAGCAACUACCACAAGAAACUUCACAGCAAGUGCAAGGGAACACAUUGGUUACUCCAACCGGAGGGCAGGGCCAAGUGAACUCGCUUGGCAAUCAGCAGACUCGUGUGCAUCCUACGAUGCAAGGAGUUGAAGACGAUGAGGCGAAACCAAAGAUCGAAGAGAAUGAUAGCAUUCCCAACGACUCAGACGCUGAGAACUAUACAGGGUUUCAGAACUUCAAUCCCGUAUACCUGGAUUAUUCAUAA